This is a messenger RNA of Orcinus orca (killer whale), 4853 nucleotides long. RefSeq names its product RAB5C, member RAS oncogene family (gene RAB5C). The transcript has 6 exons. Bases 3395 to 4045 code for a protein of 216 amino acids. Gene Ontology annotation, molecular function: GTPase activity; GTP binding. NCBI's taxonomy places the organism in Eukaryota, Metazoa, Chordata, Mammalia, Artiodactyla, Delphinidae. The record is from RefSeq and is a predicted model, not a curated record.
AGCUGAGAAAGCAGCUUGGAGAUCGGAGAAGGAUUUCUUGGUGCUCUUGCUGGGGCAGGGCCGCGGGAGGCUGGGGGUCUGUCCUCAAGAGUGGCUUCCACCCAACUCGGCCUGGCAUCUAUGCUGAGCGACACAGCUGGUCUUCCCGACAAGGGAGAGGGCUGCAGCGGCAGCUGUGCUCUGGCUGGCUGCUCCUGGCACAGUUCCAGGUUCAGCCUGGACGCCGGGCAAGGGCCACUCGGUCAUGCAUAUCCAGGGUUUAAGCCUCUUGGUGCCCCUGCACACUGGCCCCUUUUGCAGGUGUUGGUGGAGUUCAUGGACUCCAUGCUCACAGGCGUCACUGUGGUGCAGGAGUCUAGGCACUCAGCCCCAGUAGAGUCUUACUGUUGAAAGGGGAGUGAAGUGAAACUGCUCCUAGUUAAGGGAGUUGGGCGGGCUGGGGCAGAUUUAAGGGCCUGCCCCAGCGGUAGGGGGCCCCCCUCUCACUCUCAGGCUCCCUCUGGGAUGAUUUCCCUCCCUUCCCCCUGGAAAGGGAGUUGUCUUGCUGUGGCUCUGUAAAGGCAGCAUACCCUUCCUCUCCUGCUGCCAUCUCCCCUCAGCCCCCUACUUACUGGUGGGAAGAGGCUACAGCCCUGGCCUGACACACCCUGUCAGCAUCUCCCCGAAUCUCAACCUGCACCGUUAAGGUUCUGCUUCCAGGGCCCAGCUUCUUCUGUGACACGCUCCAGGUGAGAGACAGGCUCUCUGUGUGGCAAUUCCAUAGUCCUGGUCACACAGGGAAGACACCCCUCUCUUUGAUUCCACCCCUAAACCCCUUUUCCCUCUGCAGAUACGCUCUGGACAGGUUGGGGAGUGCAGAGCAUCACACCAUCAUAACCUCUUUCUCCCUGCUGAAAAGACAAGCGUCAGCUUCUCUUUUUACUAUCGUGAAGCUUUAAACAACUUUAAAAUUCUUUAGCUCACAGUUAAGUACAAACAAUAAAUAUAUUCUUAAUAUGUAUGCAGCAGGCACAUUUGUUUAUGGUGAAUCCUGCUCUCUUGCCCCUUAUUUGUUUGGGUAUCUUUGUUCUCUUUUGGCCCUCUUCUAAUUCAGACAGCAUCUUUUUCAUAGUCUUUUUUUUUUUUUUAAUUUAUUUAUGACUGCGUUGGGUCUUCGUUGCUGCGCAUGGGCUUUCUCUCGUUGCGGCGAGCGGGGGCUACUCUUUGUUGCGGUGCACGGGCUCUAGGCGCGCGGGCUUCAGUAGUUGCGGCACACGGGCUCAGUAGUUGUGGCUCGCGGGCUCUAGCGCGCAGGCUUCAGUAGUUGUGGUGCACUGGCUUAGUCGCUGCGCGGCAUGUGGGAUCUUCCUGGACCAGGGCUCGAACCCGUGUCUCCUGCAUUGGCAGGUGGAUUCUUGACCACUGCGCCACCAGGGAAGCCCCUUUUUCAUAGUCUUUACUCUGAAUUGUUUUAUACUAAGACAGAAAAUAUUUUAUGUACAGGGGAGCUAGAUUGGUAUCAUAUUUCUAAGCUUUAAUUUUUCAUUGCUGUAUGCAAAAUUCUAUACCAGCAGCAUUUUUAACGUUUUUAUUGACAUGUAACUUACAUACAGUGAAGCUUACAAAUCUUUUUUUUUUAAAUAAAUAAAUGUAUUUAUUUAUUUUUGGCUGCAUUGGGUCUUUGUUGCUGCGCGCAGGCUUUCUCUAGUUGUGGUGAGCAGGGGCUGCUCUUCCUUGCGGUGUGUGGGCUUCUCACUGCAGUGGCUUCUCUUGUUGUGUGGCACGGGCUCUAGGCGCGCACGGGCUUCAGUAGUUGUGGCUCGCAGGCUCUAGAGUGCAGCCUCUGUAGUUGUGGCUCACGGGCUUAGUUGUCCUGCGGCAUGUGGGAUCUUCCCGGACCAGGGCUCGAACCCGUGUCCCCUGCAUUGGCAGGCGGAUUCUUAACCACUGUGCCACCAGGGAAGUCCCGAAGCUUACACAUCUUAAGUGCAUUUUUACAUUUGUAGACGUCCAUGUAUCUACUUCCCAAAUCAAGAUAUAGAACUUUUCCAUCCAGCAGCGUGUUUUUUAAAUUUGAUACAAACUCCUUUUCCCAUGGUUAAAAGCCAUAUUUUAUUAAAGCAUAGACAGAAGGUGGUGGCCCCAUUAUUCUUAGUGGAUGUGAUGAUGUUAUUAAUAUUCUUGGGUUUUCUAUCUCUGAUGGUGGAGCCUUUCUGGAGUUAUGAGUCCUGGGCUCGGGCUCUGCCACCACCUGGCUGUGACCCUGGGCAGGUCACCUUGCCUCACCUCCAUCUCCUUCUCUGUAGUUAUGAAGAGGAGUUUUGAGCUUUGACAACCAGUGAGUCAAAGCUAACUUAGUUAGGCUCUUAGUAUAACAACCCUGCCGUUCGUUAGAACCUCACCUUCAGGAGGGCACUGUACCAUGCACACCAUGUGUUGUUUCAUUUAACAACUCUGUGUGACUGGUAUUAAGUAAUGCCAUUUUAUAGAUAAGGGACUGAAGCUGACAGCGGUCACUCAUCUGCCUUGGCCAAGGUCACUUAACUAAUAAACGGUGGAGCCAGGCUUUAACCAAACCCAGUUCAGCCUCCCACGUCCUGACUGCUAGUUGUGCUGGGAAGGAGCGUGGGGACCUCAUGGGGCUCUUGGCUUGUGUUGCUUCCGAUUCUUCUUUCCUCUGUCUCUGCAACCAGCUCGAGGCCUGCGUAGUCCUGCUGUGAGUCUUCCCUGUGGUCCUGCGUGCCAGUAGUGGUGGUUUUCCCGUUGAGGAUGAGCUGUGUUCUUGAGUCAACGGGUAAAUCAUCUCCCCUGCUGUUCUGAGCGUUUUAAUGUCUUCUACCUUAGCUUUUGAACCUAAUUACCUCUCCCGUGUCCCCUGAUUUUUUCAUUUAUUCUCUUUAAGCUAACAGGUUGCUUCUGAUGUCCUCUUGCCCAGCUCUCAGGGUGUUAAAUAUUCAGGAAUGCUUUUAUCCAGAGUAAAGUGUAGCUGGAGAGCCACCGGCCAGAACCGCCUCCAGGGGCCCUGGGCGGGCUUGCUGGGUUCUCCGCACCACGCCCUCCCCACUCCUCUCCCUGUCCUGGUCCCAGGGGGCCCCAGGCUAACCUUGAGUGAGCCAGUCUAGAGCAGACCAGCCUCUGGCCAAAACAAAAUCUGGUUGGUUUCCUUAAUCUGCUCACUAUCCGAGCUGUGCCGGGACUCUCAGCUAGAGGAAGUCUCCGAAGCAAACAGGAAGCACGAGAGAGACACCCACCAGCUGGAAUUGCUCACUCUUUACCAGAAGGACAAAGAGUAUGAAGUGGGUGACUUCAUGGAUUAGAGAAGAGAAAGUUGGAGGCCCCUCCCCACUAAGUGCCUCUUUGCACAGCACUGGCCCCCGCCCCCACGCUCACCGGCACCACUGCAGCGGGACGGGCCAUGGCGGGUCGGGGAGGUGCAGCACGACCCAACGGACCAGCUGCUGGGAACAAGAUCUGUCAGUUUAAGCUGGUCCUGCUGGGGGAGUCCGCAGUGGGCAAAUCCAGCCUCGUCCUCCGCUUUGUCAAGGGUCAAUUCCACGAGUACCAGGAGAGCACAAUUGGAGCGGCCUUCCUCACACAGACCGUCUGCUUGGACGACACAACAGUCAAGUUUGAGAUCUGGGACACAGCUGGACAGGAGCGGUAUCACAGCCUGGCCCCCAUGUACUAUCGGGGGGCCCAGGCUGCCAUCGUGGUCUACGACAUCACCAACACAGAUACGUUUGCACGGGCCAAGAACUGGGUGAAGGAGUUGCAGAGGCAGGCCAGCCCCAACAUCGUCAUCGCGCUCGCGGGCAACAAGGCCGACCUGGCCAGCAAGAGAGCCGUGGAGUUCCAGGAAGCACAAGCCUAUGCAGAGGACAACAGUUUGCUGUUUAUGGAGACAUCAGCAAAGACUGCGAUGAACGUGAAUGAAAUUUUCAUGGCAAUAGCUAAGAAGCUUCCCAAGAACGAGCCCCAGAAUACAGCUUGUGCUCCGGGCCGGAACCGAGGAGUGGACCUCCAGGAGAACAACCCUGCCAGCCGGAGCCAGUGCUGCAGCAACUGAGCCCCCCUUACCUGCCCACUGCCCCCACCUCCUCCGCCUCAACGACCCGACUGGAAUCCACUCUAACCAAUCGCACUUACCGACUCGGGCCACCACUGGGGGGCAGGGGGAGGGGCCCACCAUGGUUUCUCCAUAUCAUUUUGAUCAUAGGCCGGAGUGAGUUAUUCCACCUGCACCUUUCUGUACAAAUACUAAUUCAAUUUUAAGUCUUAAGUCACUUUUUUAAUAUAUAUGAUCUGCUCUUCCCACUUCUGCCCUUUCUACUGCUCUCCCACUCUUCCUUUGCCGGUAGUAGCCACGUGCCCCUGUUCCCCCCACCCUGGUGUAUGGGGAGGCGGGGGUUGGAGCAGUUCCCCUUCUUUCCCUCUUGCUGAUUAGCGGGCUCAGCAAGAGCAUCCGUAUCCUUAACUGUGUUUGGAGUGCGCUUCGUUCUGGGUGACGGGGCAGGCCCCAGGGGCCAGGGAAGGGGGAGGCAGCUCUUCCCUCAGCUGGCUGUCAUCAGGCUGCAGCGUCCCCUCCCCACCGCCUGACUCACAGCUGGGAGAGAACCCACAGCAUUACCACAGCAUUAUUGUGACAGCCACGAACCCAUUGCCCACAGCCCCCUUCCCCUUCGUCCUUGGUCACCCUGACCUCUGGCUCUGAGCCCUGUUCUGACCAAAUCACAAUGAUGAGUAUUUGGGGGUGGGUGGGUAAGGGGGGGUAGUGGGAGGGGAUGGAACCAACUUUUUCUGUAUUUUGUAUUGUAUGUUUUCUUCAACAUGUAACCAAUCAGUAUCUUGUCAAUAUAGUCAGCCGAUCGAUCGAC